Cicer arietinum (chickpea) is the source of this 931-nucleotide messenger RNA. RefSeq lists its product as uncharacterized. The record is from RefSeq and is a predicted model, not a curated record. NCBI's taxonomy places the organism in Eukaryota, Viridiplantae, Streptophyta, Magnoliopsida, Fabales, Fabaceae.
AAUCUUAUCCACAAACAUUAUUAUAGUUUGUGUGUUAUCCACAUAGCUUCAUCAUCACUUUCUCUACUCUACUCUUAUCUUCCAAUGUCGUUCACCGUUGCCACCGUUAAUACCGGUGGUGCAGGAAUCCUCUACAACACCACAACAACAACCACACUCUACACCCUCCCAUCUUCUUCAAGAAGAAGAACCCUUCACAUAGUUUCAGCUAAGAAAUUCUCUCCUCGUUCAAGAAAAAUCCUACCAACAACAACAACAACAACAAAUAAUGAUCUUGAAACACAACCAACGGCUGAGAUUGAUAUACCCUUUUACUCAGAUGAAGAUUGGCCGUUUCCUUGGAGACCUCCUGGUACCACAAAGGAACCCGAUUUCUUUGAAGGUCCUCAGUGGAAUACUCUUGGUUUCGUUGGAGAGUAUCUUUGGAUUCUUGGUGGUCUUUUUGCGGUACUUGGUGGCGGGUAUGCUGCCUUAAAUUAUAAUCAAGGAGCAUCGGAUUUUAAGGAGACACCUGCAUACAAAGAAUCUGUUCAGUCUCAAGAACUGUUAGAACAACCUGAAGCAACUGACUCAGACAUAUUCGAAUCCAAUCCAACAGAGGUAGCUCCUAGUUUGGAUUAGUCAUGCAUCCAUAGAUACAACAAACAUACCUUGUUUUAGCAUAUGAAAAUCCAGGUGAAUUAUUUCAAACUUUGUUGCACUCAAUUUGUAAGGCAAAAUGCUUCUGUUUUGCAUAAACAUAGUAUGUGUAUCAAUUCUAAAGCAAAUUGGGUGAAUUAGUUGUAAGGGGAAAUGUAAUGCAAUUUCUUACAAAAUUGUCUUGUUGAUGUUAUAUUUAUUCAAUUCUUAGAAGUUGCAAAUCAUUGAUCAAAUCACCGUUGAUGGUCUUAUUUCAUAUAUAGAUAAAAACAAUUGAAAUUUAGAGUUGAAA